AUGCUGAGCCGCCACGUCAACUCGGACCGCGUCCUCGCCCAGGCGAGGGAGCACUCGGCGACGCACCGCCACGGCAAGCAGCCCAUCCACGAGAUGCUCGGCCGCGAGUCGCCGCACACGAUCCCGCGCCAGCCCGCCCACAAAGACUACGGCACCGAGCCCGUCCCCAAGUUCGCCAUCCCGUCGCACGGUGUCCCCGCUGCCGACGCGUAUCACAUCUGCAACAACGAGCUCGCCCUCGACGGCAACCCGCUGCUCAACCUGGCGUCGUUCGUGCACACGUCGAUGGACGAGUACGCCGACCGCCUCAUGCACGAGAACCGCAUGAAGAACCUCAUCGACCAGGACGAGUACCCGGCGACCCAGCUCAUCCACACGCGCCUCAUCUCGAUGCUCGCCAACCUCUGGCACGCCGACGACCAGAAGGAGUCGGCCGUCGGCACGGCGACGACCGGCUCGUCCGAGGCGAUCCAGCUCGGCGGCCUCGCCAUGAAGAAGGCGUGGCAGGCGCGCCGCAAGGCGGCCGGCAAGGACUACUUCCACCCGAACGUGGUGAUGGGAGCAAAUGCCCAGGUUGCCAUCGAGAAGGCGGCCCGCUACUUCGAUAUCGAGAACCGCAUGGUCCCCGUCGACGAGUCGACCAAGUUUGUAAUGGACCCGCGGCGCGCCAUCAAGCUCGUCGACGAGAACACGAUCGGCGUCUUUGUCAUCCUCGGCUCGACCUACACGGGCACGUACGAGUCGGUGCAGGAGAUGUCGGACCUGCUCGACGAGUACGAGCGCAAGACGGGCAUCUCGAUCCCGAUCCACGUCGACGGCGCGUCGGGCGCCAUGUACGCCCCGUUCGCCAACCCGUCGCUCAUCUGGGACUUCCGCGUCUCGAAGCGCGUCGUCAGUAUCAACACGAGCCUCCACAAGUGGGGCAAGACCUACGUCGGAGCCGGCGCCGUCGUCUGGCGCUCGAAGGAGCACCUCCCCAAGGAGCUCGUCUUCGAGCUGACGUACCUCGGAUCGGUCGAGUACUCGUUCUCGCUCAACUUUUCGAGGCCGGCGGCGCCCAUCAUCGCGGCCUAUUUCAACCUCGUCCACUUUGGGUUCGACGGGUACCGCCGCAUCUCGCUCCACGACGCCAAGAACGCCCGCCUCUUUGCGCGCGCGCUCGAGCGCUCGACCUACUACAAGGUCGUGUCCGAGACGCACCGGCUCAAGCCGACCGCCAACCAGUCGCUCGUCGACAAGGCCAAGCAGGCGACCGGGAUCGUCGACGACAUCGAGGCCUACAUGCCCGGCUUGCCCGUCGUCGCCUUCAUGUUCUCGGACGAGUUUAAGCGCGAGUACCCGCGCAUCGAGCAGCGCAAUGUGCAGCUGCAGCUCCGCCAGCGCUCAUGGAUCACGCCGAAUUAUCGUCUCCCUUCUUCCUCUUCUUCCCACGCCGAAACCGAGGUCUUGCGCGUCGUGAUGCGCGAGACCUUCGACGAGGACCUCGUCGAGCGCCUCUUCCACGACCUGAUCGAGGUGACCGAGGACAUGAUGGAGGAGCACAAGGCCGACGUCGCGCAACCGGGCGCCGGGCUCGGCCACGCGCGCAAGAGCCCGAACGAGCUUGCGGGCCCAAAGAGCGGCUCGAUCGCCGAGAAGCUCGCGGCGAGCCAUGGCGAGGGGACGAGGCCUGUCGGCCACGACUCGGUCUGCUGA
Molecule: messenger RNA, 1695 nt
Organism: Rhodotorula graminis WP1
Lineage: Eukaryota; Fungi; Basidiomycota; Microbotryomycetes; Sporidiobolales; Sporidiobolaceae
Exons: 9
Coding region: 1-1695 (564 amino acids)
Biological process (GO): L-glutamate catabolic process
Cellular component (GO): cytosol
Molecular function (GO): glutamate decarboxylase activity; pyridoxal phosphate binding
Source: RefSeq, a predicted model, not a curated record